This is a messenger RNA of Coccomyxa subellipsoidea C-169, 1300 nucleotides long. RefSeq lists its product as hypothetical. Lineage: Eukaryota; Viridiplantae; Chlorophyta; Trebouxiophyceae; Coccomyxaceae. The transcript is spliced from 8 exons. The coding region runs from base 235 to 1245 and encodes 336 amino acids. Gene Ontology annotation, molecular function: NAD binding. The record is from RefSeq and is a predicted model, not a curated record.
CCUAAAGUUUGGUCAACUGCGGCCUUUGCAUUCUCUUCGUAUGGUGAUUGAUAGUUCUGCGGCAUCCGCACGUCGGUUCGCAGCUACCGUCGCAGAUCUAGAUCCAUGCUUGUGAACAGACAGGUUCGUGUCAAGUGCAUAAAUACGCAUCAGUCAGGUGCUAUAAAGCUCAAAGAAUUCAACAAUUGCAGACCAGCAGCGCAGAAGUGCUCUUACAGGAACCGCUGCCACGCGAUGACAGUAGAGGCCAGCCAGGCACCCAAAGCCCGUAUUCUAGUCCUCCAUUCCCCCGAUGCGCCAGAGCUAGAAGUCCUCAAGAAGCUACCUGAAGACGCCAAAAUUGUCGGUGUCGGCAGGACGUACGAGGACCUUUCAUCCCUUUCUGAGAGCGACUGGCAGAGCGUCAAUGUGCUGCUGAACUGCGGGGCGCCUGUAAAGAGGAACCUGCAGACGCUCUGGCCGCACCUGCCCAAUCUGGAGUGGCUCCACUCCACAGCAGCGGGUGUCGAGCACAUUCUGUUCCCAGACCUGGUGGAAGGUCCUGUCACCCUCACAAAUGCCAAGGGCAAUUUCAGUCACUCUCUGGCCGAGUACACCUUGACAGCGUGCAAUUGGUUCGCCAAAGACCUCCCCCGGCUUAGAGCUCAGCAGAAGGCCAGGCAAUGGAAGCCCUUUGAUGUGGAGGAGCUCAGGGGAAAGACACUGGGAGUUGUCGGAUACGGUGACAUUGGGCAGGCAGCAGCCAGGAUAGCACGCGCUUUCAAAAUGAACAUCAUUGCGCUUCGGAGGGGAGACCAGCUGUCAGAGCAGGAACGGGACGAAGGCCUUAAGGUGUACAAGCCAGACAGGCUGAAUGAGCUGAUGGCAGACAGUGACUACGUGGUUAUGGCGCUUCCCUACACGCCAAGCACGCACCACUUUGUGAAUGCUGCGGCAAUAAAAUGCAUGCGACCCAAUGGGGUCCUUAUCAAUGUGGGCCGCGGCAAAACCUUGGAAGAGGCAGCCCUCAUCAAAGCGCUGCAGGAGAAGAGGAUAAAGGGUGCAGCCUUGGAUGUGACUGAGGUCGAGCCUUUGCCCGAGGAUAGCCCCCUGUAUGAGUUGGACAAUGUCCUCCUGUCCCCACACUGCGCAGACCGUACUGCAGAGUUCCAGUUUGAGGCGUUGGACCAAUUCUUGGGGAUCCUGGACAAGUACAUCCAGGGGCAGCCGCUGUACAACAUUGUGGACAAGAAGAGCGGAUACUGAGAACUGAUCAAGCUGCCCACUGUUCUGUCACAUCACUGUUCUGUAAAAUCAAAGC